Molecule: messenger RNA, 225 nt
Organism: Ostertagia ostertagi
Lineage: Eukaryota; Metazoa; Nematoda; Chromadorea; Rhabditida; Trichostrongylidae
Source: the annotation of a GenBank genome assembly
AUGCGUCGCGAAAUCUUGACGAAAAGAUUCAACAUCAGCUGCGAAUGUGAGGGAUGUCUCGAUGAGGAGAGGAACGACCGAAUGGAAGGCUGGCGCUGCCUGGAAUGCGAGGAUGGAUGGCUGCCACCACAUACUUUCCCUAUUCUUGACGGCGCUCUGUACAAAUUUAAUGUGCUCCGGUUGGCUAAUCUCGAAGUGUUUUACGCAAGCGCAUUCAAGGAAAUG